AUGACGGCUGUCCGCCUCUUGCUGGAGGACUCCGCAGAUAAGAACCAAGCCAACACUAGUGGAGCAACCCCGUUGUUGAUGGCGUGCCAGCACAACAGUGUUCCAGUGGUGCGCCUGCUGCUGGAGGCAAGAGCGGAUCAGGACCAACGCCUCAAUUGCGGAGCGGCCUCCCUCGUCCUAGCCUGCAGGCGCAACUUUCCCGAGGUCACGCAUCUCUUUCUGAAGAGUGAGGUCGAGGUUGAGGUGGACGAGUUAGAGUCUGGUCCACCCCCUCUGUUCAUUGCUUGCAUCCGGGGUCAUGCGAAGGUUGUGCAGCUACUUUUGCAGGCCCGCGCCAACCGGGACCAAUGUACCGGUGGCAUGUCCUGUUUAGAUAUUGCCCAAGCACAAGGGCAUUCACGUGUGGCGGACCUGCUGCUAAAGUGCAAAGGGUCCAGCUGUCAAAGCAGAUAG
Messenger RNA from Symbiodinium pilosum, 453 nucleotides. The record is from the annotation of a GenBank genome assembly. Lineage: Eukaryota; Dinophyceae; Suessiales; Symbiodiniaceae.